Periophthalmus magnuspinnatus is the source of this 441-nucleotide messenger RNA. RefSeq names its product ribosomal protein L27 (gene rpl27). The record is from RefSeq and is a predicted model, not a curated record. Gene Ontology annotation, cellular component: ribosome; cytosolic large ribosomal subunit. Lineage: Eukaryota; Metazoa; Chordata; Actinopteri; Gobiiformes; Gobiidae. Gene Ontology annotation, biological process: translation. Gene Ontology annotation, molecular function: structural constituent of ribosome.
AAAUGGGCGAAGUUUAUGAAGCCUGGGAAGGUGGUGAUGGUCCUCGCUGGACGCUACGCCGCGCGCAAAGCUGUCAUCGUCAAGAACAUUGACGAUGGCACGACCGACCGCCCGUACAGCCACGCCCUGGUCGCUGGCAUCGACCGCUACCCCCGAAAAGUGACCACCACCAUGGGCAAGAAAAAGAUCGCCAAGAGGUCCAAGAUCAAGGCCUUCGUCAAAGUCUUCAACUACAACCACCUCAUGCCCACCAGAUACUCUGUGGACAUCCCUCUGGACAAAACGGUGGUGAACAAAGACGUGUUCCGGGACCCAGCGCUCAAACGCAAAGCCAGACGAGAGGCCAAAGUGAAGUUUGAGGAGAGGUACAAGACCGGCAAAAACAAGUGGUUCUUCCAGAAGCUCAGAUUCUAAACUCUCAAUAAAUGUGUAAAAAGAAAA